Molecule: messenger RNA, 1594 nt
Organism: Arachis duranensis
Lineage: Eukaryota; Viridiplantae; Streptophyta; Magnoliopsida; Fabales; Fabaceae
Product: zinc finger protein CONSTANS-LIKE 16
Exons: 2
Coding region: 139-1410 (423 amino acids)
Biological process (GO): regulation of DNA-templated transcription
Cellular component (GO): nucleus
Molecular function (GO): zinc ion binding; protein binding
Source: RefSeq, a predicted model, not a curated record
CUCCUCUUUCUUUUCCGCUCCUCACUAAAAUAAUUGUCCUGCAUUCCCUUUCCUUUUUUAGUGCCAGGUGUUCACUAACAAAACCAUCAAACAAGGUUAAAUUGAAUUUCAAGUUUUGAAACCAACUACAACAACUUGAUGAGUCCGUCGGGUAAGAACGUGGCAAACGCCGUCGGUGGCAAAACGGCAAGAGCGUGCGAUAGCUGCAUAACGAAGCGAGCACGGUGGUACUGUGCUGCCGAUGAUGCUUUCCUCUGCCAAGCAUGUGACUCUUCUGUUCACUCCGCUAACCCACUCGCUCGCAGGCAUCAGAGGCUGCGCUUGAAAGCCGCAACUUUGGACCCUCUCAACACUACCUCUACCUGUGCACCUACGUGGCACCAUGGCUUCACAAAGAAAGCUCGCACGCCCCGAAACGGUGGUAAGACCAAUCAUUCGUCUUCUUCAACUCGUCCAACAUCCAAGUCUUGUUGGAGCAGCCGCAUCAACAACCAGCAGCCUUUUCAUCUGGUGCCGGAAGAGGGCGAGGGCUCCGAUGAAGUGAAUUCCCAUGAAGAGAACGAGGAGCAGCUUCUUUAUAGGGUUCCUGUAUUCGAUCCCUUUGUAGCCGACCUAUGCAGUCCUGCUGAGAAUAAUACCAAGAAGGAGAGCGAAGAGAGCAAGAGCUCCUUUGGUUCUCACUUGCAUGGCUUUCUUCCAUCGGAAGCUGAGCUUGCUGAGUUUGCGGCUGAUGUGGAGAGCUUGUUGGGUAGGGGAAUGGAGAACGAGUGCGUUGGGAUGGAACACCUUGGUCUUAUUGAUAAUAAUAAUAAUAAGGUAGUGAAGGUGGAAAUGGAACAGGAACAGGAACACAUGGAUGCUACCUGUAGUAGUUGCAAGCUCGAGGAGGGAGAUAAUGACAUGAUGAUGAUGGAGAUUGGAAGAGAAACGGCGUUUCAGUUGAGCUUUGACUACGACGAAUCUCAUGAAACUGAAGAGAUAGAUAAGGAGAAGGUCAAUGAUGAUGAAGAUGCAAUUAAUAAGAAGAGGAAGAUAUUGCUGCAGCUAGAUUACGAGGGAGUAAUCAAUGCGUGGGGUGGUAGCCAUAAAUCUCCAUGGACUACAGGUCACAAACCAAACUUGGACCUCCAUGAUUGCUGGCCUCAUACCAUGGCAACAGGGGGAACAGAGUUUCAUCAUGGUUAUGGUGAAUUGAUGAUUGGAUUGGGGUGUAACCCAUCAUCGGUAAUAUUGGGAGACGGGGGUAGAGAGGCAAGAGUGUCAAGGUACAGAGAGAAGCGCCGAACAAGGUUGUUCUCCAAGAAAAUAAGGUACGAGGUUAGGAAAUUGAAUGCAGAGAAGAGGCCCAGAAUGAAAGGUAGAUUCGUCAAGAGGGCUUCAUUUGCCGCACCAUUUCCGUUGAUUGCUUAAUAAUGAAAUUCGUCCAUGUACCCUUAAGUUUUAUGUUUUGUUUGCAACGUUGAUAAUUGACAUGAAUGAUGGUAGCUACUAGCUAGUCUUUUGCUACUUGAUACAUUAUCACUCAUCAACUUGUUUCCUUUUCAUGCUUCUUUGUAUAUAACAAUUUUGCCACUACAGGCCAAUAAUUAAAUCC